Sycon ciliatum is the source of this 2718-nucleotide messenger RNA. Its product is annotated as rab proteins geranylgeranyltransferase component A 1-like. The transcript is spliced from 15 exons. The record is from RefSeq and is a predicted model, not a curated record. Bases 134 to 2182 code for a protein of 682 amino acids. Gene Ontology annotation, cellular component: nucleus; cytosol; cytoplasm. Lineage: Eukaryota; Metazoa; Porifera; Calcarea; Leucosolenida; Sycettidae. Gene Ontology annotation, molecular function: GDP-dissociation inhibitor activity. Gene Ontology annotation, biological process: protein geranylgeranylation; small GTPase-mediated signal transduction; vesicle-mediated transport.
UUGAGAGUUGACUUGCUCUAGUUAUUGUCAUUGAUUUUUGUCUCUUUCCUCUUGGGAGAAAAACGCAAGGCUAGAGAGCUAGAGUUGAGGGCUAACGUCCAUUGCAUGGUACUGUGGGAGGAAAAAAUUCACCAUGGACACUAACGUAGUUGAGAGAGUUGAGGACAUGGAGGAGAUGGUUGACCUUUUAUCUGGAUCUUUACCUGCUGCGAAAGACCAACCGACUGGCAAGGAAGAUCAGCUACCCGACACAGAGUAUGAUGCAAUUAUUCUGGGAACAGGACUUGUGGAAUCAAUAGUGUCAGCUGCGCUUAGUCGCAUUGGAAAAGCCGUCCUGCAUCUUGAUCGGAAUAUGUUUUACGGCGCGGAAUGUUCUACUAUACCAGUGACCGAGUCUUCACCACUGGGCCCAUUCCAGAACAUGUGGAGGCGCUUCAAUCUUGACAGGAGCCCAAAGUUGCUAUAUGCCAGAGGAGCCAUGGUUGAUUUGCUUGUUCAGUCGAAAGUCAGUCGUUAUCUGGAGUUCCGUGGUGUUGGUCGCACACUCUCCUACAUUGAUGGCAAGAUGGUGGAGGUCCCCUGUUCUGCUGCGGAUGUUUUCAACACUACCCUGCUCAAACUGACUGAGAAGAAUGUUAUCAAGCGCUUCCUAACUUUCUGCCUGAACCAUGACCAGCACACAGCUGACUACCAAGACUUUGCAAGUCGACCUUUCAAGGAGUAUCUCUCAGUUUGGCCAGUAGGAAAAAAGCCACAGCUUUCUCCGUUUCUUCAGCGGCUUGUCCUGCACUGCAUAGCUAUGUGCAGCGAGCAGGUCUCAACAGAAGACGGACUCAAAGCAACGCAGUACUACCUACGUUCAAUAGGCCGCUACGGUAAUACACCUUUCCUCUGGCCAAUGUACGGCAGUGGUGAACUACCUCAAGCAUUUUGCAGAAUGUCAGCCGUGUUUGGAGGCAUCUUUGUGCUGAAUCGGUCACUCAAAUCGGUGGUGGUAACGAAAUCAGAGGAGGAACGUUGCUCCGGGGCUGUAUGCAACCUUGGUCAGAAGUUGAAAUGCAAGUGGAUAGUGAUGAACAAGGAGUACAGCCCGUCGUCAUGGCAAGUCCGGUCGGAAGCUCAGGCGUCAUCACAUGGGACAGACAGUCAUACUGACAGAAACUCGGUUUCUCGGCUUGUGUUGAUCACGGACCGGUCCUUAUCUCCGUCCUCAUCCGACGGUGUUGAAGAUCCGUUCCUGCUCACCAUUCCGCCAAGCGAGGAAAUGAAGACACAACAUGUUGCGCAUUUGCUAGAGCUACCCUCCUCUACUGGAGCAUGUCCAAGUGGCUGCUAUAUUGUACAAAUGACGAGCCUUGGGUCCACUGCGGAAGAAGACUUCUCCGCCAUUGUGAAAACAUUCUUCAACAGCAAACGUCCUGUAUCCACAACUCCUCCGCCCUCGUCACCACCAGUGUCAACUGAAGCUAGUUCUAGUGCAUCUGAGGGAACUGAAGACACUGCUGCUCGAUCAGAUGCCACACCAGCGGAAGCAGCGGCAGAGGGAACAGCAGCACCCUGUACAGCUGCCACACCGGAAGAUGACACAGCCAUAAGCAGUGACAAACCAGAAUUGGACAACGACUGUGCAGAUCCCGGCAACACCGACGUUUCUGGAACCCCUGCUGCCUCCGAGAGUUCAGCUGAGCAAGAAGAUACCCGUCCAGUAAUCUACGAGCGUUUCUAUUUCAAUCAGAGCAAUCCUGUUUGCACACCGGUCACUGCAUCCGGGGUUCACAUAAAAAACAUAUUCGUCACAACACCAACCAAUGCUGAGCUGGGGUAUUCAUCCCUUGUGAAAGAGGCACGUGAAGUGUUUGACACGAUAUGCCCCGGAGAGGAGUUCCUACCGCCAGCGCCAGAGCCGGAGGAUAUUUGUUUUGAUCGGCCUGGCGAUGACGGCGACAAGGCAAAGGAGUCUACAGAUGCAGGUAGCUCUGAGCAACGUGCAGACGACAAUGACCAUCAGGAAAGCACAGAAGCCGGACAGUGUGACGAGCAAGAGACUGAGUGCAAGCAGCCAUCAGGCUCCUCCAGCGCAGAGAAGAGCAGCAGUGCUGGUGGAGCAGAAGCGUCAACUGAAGGUAACUCCUCCUGCUCUGACAUGCCAGUAAGUACAGACGCCACCGGCACAUCAGAUUGAUAUGUCCUUUAUCUUAUGCCACACUAUGAGUAACGGCUUGGCACAGGCAAGGCCAAGCUAUGUGCACAACACCCAGCAUAACAUUGGGAUAGAUACUGAAUGAGCUGUAGGAAUUUGUCCCUUGUAUAAUUAUAUCCAUGCAUAGUCCGCUAGUUUCUAAGAAAGUUUUGAUAUGUUUCUAAGGACGAUGCAGCACACACAGUUCAUAGGAGCAUGCAUUUUAAAAGACAGUACCGCAGGCUGUAUUGUGUCCGAAUCCACAUAACACUUACUACUGCUGGUAGUAGUAGUGAUGAGACUGGUGAACCUGAUGAAGGAAUUGUCCGCUGCUCUCUGUGUUACGCUAUGACUUGCUGCUAUCGCUGAGCGCUGAAUGCAUGAACUUCAUCCUCACUGCUGUGCAGUGCCAAGAAUGGAGAGCUGCUAGAUUUUUUCUUUCAAUUCCAAUGCAUGCAAUGCAGACAGAGCUUAUUUGGUAUUUUCCAGAAGAAGGAAAGAAAAUGUGAUCUUCUCUUGAACAUUGUACCCAUGCCUGA